Menidia menidia (Atlantic silverside) is the source of this 3293-nucleotide messenger RNA. Lineage: Eukaryota; Metazoa; Chordata; Actinopteri; Atheriniformes; Atherinopsidae. The record is from the annotation of a GenBank genome assembly.
GGACGGAAGCCGCGGAUGAGCGCUGGCGGUCUUGAAACUGCUGCCGUCUUUCCCAACCCAAUUCGCCUUCUGUGACUUGUGCCGACUCACACCUCUCCUCCAAGGUGUCUCUGGUCGCCUGCAUUCGACCGAGUGAACGCACUCUCUCUGGUUGACAGAAAAACUCCUCCUCAUCAUCUCGGCUAACAAACCCGAAACCCUGCAUUUUACCGGAGUGUGACGGAGCAUCAUGUGGAGGAAGGCUUCAGUGGCCGUCCUGCUGGCGUUGGCCGUUAGCUACUUCUACAGCAGCAGACCAGACCUUUCCGAGCAGGUCCUGCAGUACAUCGGCCUGCCCAGCUUCCAGACGUCAUCCCAGAGCCCCAACAGUCUGGAACAGGCGGUCUCCGCAGCCUGGGAGGCUUUGAUAACCCUACCGACCCGGCAGUGGAGUAAAGUAGCUGUGGGGGUGAACGCCUGCGUGGAUGUGGUCGUGUCCGGAGUGGGGCUGCUUCAGGCUUUGGCCGUGGAUCCAGGAGCCGGUCGGGAUCAUGAGGUGCUGCACUCCAAAGAGGACUUGAAGGAAGCCUUCAUCCAUUACAUGGAGCGUGGAGCAGCUGCUGAGCGCUUCUUCAGCGACGAAGAAACCUUCCAGAGAAUCGCCCGUGCAGCGGCAGAGUACCCCGGCGCUAAGGCAAGGUCCCCCUCCGCCCUCGGGUCCCUCAUUGGUCAGAAGCUCGCCACCUAUCCUGAUCUGAUGGUUUUGCUCUGCGGGCCAGUCGGUCCCAAACUCCACGAGAUGCUGGAUGAGCAGAUAGUUGUCCCAGCGGAGUCUCUGCAGGAGACGGAUGAGUUUCACCUCAUUCUGGAGUAUAAAGCAGGUACGAAGGGCAGGACGCCACAGCUCCCGCGGGAAUCUGUUGAACUCGAGUCACAGCGGGUGAGCUCCUCUUCUCUAUUCGCAGGCGAACGCUGGGGUUCAACGCAGGCACCUCAGGCUAACCGCUUCAUCUUCUCUCACGACGUAUCCAACGGGGAGAUGAGCUCGCUGGAAACCUUUGUCGCCAGCCUGGAAGAGUUCCAGCCCGAGUUGGUCGUCUUGUCAGGGCUCCACAUGAUGGACGGCCAGGGCAGAGAGCUGUGGGAGGAGCGGCUGAAUGAGGCUGUGGCAGCCAUAGCUGAUAUUCCAAAAGACAUACCCAUCCACCUGGAGCUGGCCAGCAUGACUGACAAAGACUUCAUGAACAGCAUCAUGCAGGAGCAGGUCAUGCCCAUCGUCAGCUCCGUCGGGCUGAACGAACAGGAGCUGCUCUUCCUCUCUCAGGCUGGAGGGGGUCCUCACUCGGCCCUGGCCGCCUGGAAGGGCAUCCCAGACGUGGGCCGAGUCAGCGACAUCCUCCUCUGGAUCCUGGAGAAUCACGGCCGCAGCGACCCGUCGUCCGAGGCUGAUCUCACCCGCAUCCAUUUCCACACGCUGGCCUACCACAUCCUGGCCACGGUGGACGGCUACUGGGGGAAUCAGGCGGCGGCCGUCAUGGCGGGAGCGCGGGUGGCGAGCAGCCAGGCCUGCGGCCUCCAGGCCGUGGAUGUCGGCAAAGUGGAGCUCAAGGCCCCGCUGGAGUUCUACAGCUCUCACGGUGAGCCGCGAGAGCAGCUGUUUCUGAACCCACAGGAGCCUGUGACCGUGUGGCACCGUGGAAACAUCACCUUCCACUUCACCCCAGUGCUGGUCUGCAAACGGCCUCUCCGGACAGUGGGGCUCGGGGACGCCAUCUCUGCAGAGGGGCUGGUUUACACAGAGUUAAACACCCAGCAGCCAUUCUGAGGCAAUCGUUCAGUCUCACUCUCCAUUUGUCUGGAAAAUGUCGAAGAAAGCAACCAGCAAACUCACCCGCUGACGACCUGGUUACUGAACCUAUUUAGACCCUGUGAUUCAGGUUGCUUAUUACCAGCGAUCAAGGGAGAUGGGUCGAGAUCCUACCUGAUGCCUCCACUGCUGUCUCACCCUAAAACCACCCAGAGGACAGGAAAGCUGGCAGAACUGGAUCUCAGAGCUGAGAGGAGAGCUGAAUCUAUGCACCGGUCUCAGCUCAAAGCCAUCUACACAAACUCCAAGGAGUUUUUUAUUUAGUUUUUUUUUUUUAUUAUCUGCAUUUCUUUAGUAUGCUGUGCCUUUUAAAACGAAUAAGAAAUAUGAAUUCUUUUAGCCAUAUUUCGGAGCCAAACAAAGGCAUCAGCCACCAUUCGACAAGUUACAGUUACAAACUGGAAACUGUGCGUUAGACUGGAUUUAAUUGUUGAUUUUCUUUUUCGUUUUUUUUUUUUUUUCAUUUUUGCUGCACUCACUCCAACUUUUAGGACACUUGAAAGCUCCUCCGACACCAGAUGUCAAACUUCUCUGGGUUUGACUCACGUGAUGAUUAUUAUUUACAGCUUUAGAUUAACUUGAAUUUUGUUGUGAGACAGGGAAGAUCCUACAAGUUUUGGGAGUCUUCUCACUAUAUGACCAAAACACUCCCAUUAUAAGGAUUCUUUGUGUAGAGACUCCAUAGCUGCUUAAUUACAUUUUUAGAUAUGUGAUCAAAUCCUUACACUUAUAAGUGAUAAAUAUAAAUCUAUGAAUAAAUUAGUCUUGUAUAUUAAGUAACUAGAAAUAUGUAAGAUGACAGCUGAUUACCAUAAAGGCUCUAUUACAACUAGAAAGUUAGAGGUAGAUUGCAAUUUAAGGUGUGUAAUGUGGUUUGUAAUGCAUCAUACGCCAUUAUGGGCGGUUUAUGCAUUCCUGCAUCAUAUUAGAGGGACAGCAUCAAAACUUACUGAACUAUGUUUAUGUAUACCUCAGAUAGCCUCGAAGGGCAUGCAAUAAUCAUGGAGUCUUAAUGCAAAUACACAUCGGAAAAUGCACGCUGCGUUUGGGUUCAGCAAAAUGGAUUCUUUGCACUAGUAGAACUGUCAGAUGUGCCUGUAUAAGUGAAUGUAACCUUAGCCCUGAACCAACCACAUUCUUUGUUUUUCACAGGUACAAUCUGUCAAACUGUGCUCAUUCAAUAGUCUGUGUGUCUUGUUUUUAAUACGUGUUUCUUUCAUUUGGAAUUAAAUCGUGCAUUGAAGGGUAAUCUUGACUUUAUUGCGAUGUGACUGAUAUUUCUAUUUUGGUUGUGUUGAAGAGUAAUUGUCAGUAGAAUGUUAUUUACAGACUUUUUUUUACAGUAACUUGUGUUCCUUUUUUAAGAAAACUUAAUUUGAUUCAAAAUAAUUUCAAUUAACUCUUAGACUCUCUUUAAUAAAUGGUAUUUAGAGUAAACCGCUCUAAA